This is a messenger RNA of Saxophila tyrrhenica, 2421 nucleotides long. RefSeq names its product multisubstrate pseudouridine synthase 7 (gene PUS7). The record is from RefSeq and is a predicted model, not a curated record. Bases 1 to 2421 code for a protein of 806 amino acids. Lineage: Eukaryota; Fungi; Ascomycota; Dothideomycetes; Mycosphaerellales; Extremaceae. Gene Ontology annotation, cellular component: nucleus. The transcript has a single exon. Gene Ontology annotation, molecular function: RNA binding; pseudouridine synthase activity. Gene Ontology annotation, biological process: pseudouridine synthesis.
AUGACGACCUCAGCACUCCGCGAUCAAGAGAAGGCGGUCGGUAUCACUGCAUUCGUCUCGCCAGACGCACCAGGCUUCGGCUGCACGAUCAAGCAUCGCUACACCGACUUUCUGGUCAACGAGGUUUUACCGGAUGGCACUGUGCUUCACCUCACCAGCGAUGCAGUGAAGAGGGUGAAGAAGCAGGCGCAGGAAGAGGUUCCACAGGAUGGCGGCAUGCAGGAGGUUAAGAGUGAGGUCAAGAGCGAGGUCACUGAUGGAAUGAACGGUGUCACCGCUGAGGGCUCUACUAAGAGGAAGCAGCCCGAAGGUGAUGAUGCUGUUGCGGAUCCACCUUCGAGCCCAAGCAAGAGGCAGAGAGUCGAUGGUGGUAAAAACACCGCCCCGCAGUCGAAUGGAGAUGCUGAAGCUGCCCAGAAGCCUGAAGCGGACCCAAAUGCAGACCGCAAAGCUCAAAUCAUCUCCAACGUCACCGACCAGGACAAGAGCAGACUUCAUGACAUUUUCGGCGAGAAGACGACUGACCGCAUCCUCCAUCUCUACGCCAGCAUCAUCAUGCAUCCCGAUCGCAAGCCUCGAGACCAGCCAGUCAUCCAUUCAGAAGUGAUCACAGAGAAGGCCAAGCGGACUGAAGCACACGUCGCUGUACGACAGGUCUUCGCCUCAAAGAUAUCCACCGAGACGAUCCAAGAUUCGCCCGGUGUCAUCGUCGUCAGAGCUAUGCCGACCAAAGGACCAACCGGUGCCCGUGCACCAGCUGGACAAUGGGGUAAUGGCGCGAUCUCCAAAGGCAAGCUCGGGUGGGAGGAGCUCGGCGGCGAGUACCUUCACUUCACGCUUUACAAGGAGAACAAGGACACGAUGGAGGUGUUGUGGUUUCUCGCGUCACAGUUGAAGAUACCGGUCAAGAACUUCCAGUUCGCCGGCACUAAGGACAGGCGUGGAGUGACCGUGCAGCGCGUUGCUCUAUAUCGCGUGCAUGCCGACAAGAUCAAGGGGCUGAACAGGUUUUCGAGAGGCUGGUGGUUGGGCGGCUUCGAGUACCAGAAGCAUGGCCUUGAUCUGGGAGAGCUUGGUGGCAAUGAGUUCUUACUGACGCUAAGAGACAUCCAAGUGGAGGGCGUGGGCAUUCUCACACCCGACCAGAAGGUGGAGCGAGUGAAAGAGAUCGUCCAGCAAGCGACCAAGUCUUUCCGGGAGCAUGGCUACCUCAACUACUACGGACUACAGCGCUUCGGCACUUACACAACUGGCACUCAUGCGACCGGCCUGAAGAUGCUGAAGGGCGACCUCGAAGGCGCUAUCAACUUGAUCCUCACCUAUGACGACAAGCUCCUACCCGAGAACGUGGACACUUCUGCUGAAGGUCGCACUCCGCAUGAUGACAUCAACCGAGCAGAUGCUAUUCGGAUUUACCGCGAGAGGGGUGGAAUCACUGAGGCUGUCAGGAAGAUGCCGAGACGCUUCCAAGCCGAGAGUGCGAUCAUCCAGCAUCUAGGCAAGAGAGACCGCAGGUUGAACGAACAACCGCAGAAGAACGACUGGCAGGGUGCACUGAUGCAGAUCCAAAGGAAUCUGAGACUGAUGUAUGUGCAUGCCUACCAGAGUUUCGUCUGGAACACUGUCGUCGGCAAGAGGUGGGAGCUGUACGAUGGCAAGGUUGUGGAAGGAGACUUGGUGAUUGUGGGCGCCAAGGACGACAGCAAGCCCGUCAAGGAGGAAGUCGACGAUCAGGGAGAGCCCGUCUUCCAUCCUGCCGCAGAUGACAGUGCGCCAACGGCAGAAGAUCCGUUCACUCGCGCACGUCACUUAUCAAAGGAGGAGGCUGAGAGUGGCAAAUACGACAUCUUCGACAUCGUGCUUCCGCUGCCGGGCUUCGAUGUGCUGUACCCUGCCAAUGAGGUCGGCAAGUUCUACGGGGAGUUUAUGGCUUCUGAAGAGGGCGGUGGACUUGAUCCGCACAACAUGCGUCGGUCGUGGAAGGACAUCUCGCUGUCGGGCGGGUAUCGCAAGGUGUUGGCACGUGCAGGUGAGGGCCUGGACUUCGAGAUCAAGACUUAUGUGACGGAUGCGGAGCAGAUGGUGGAGACGGAUCUGGAGAAGUUGAAGAAGCAGAAGCAUGCAAACAGGGGUCCUGCUGCGGGUGGAAGCAAUGGUGUCAAGGCGGAAGACCAGACGGAUGAGGUGAAAGCUGAAGAGCCUGCGAAUGAUGUGAAGUCUGACGAGCCCACGGAUGAUGUCAAAGAAGGAGAGCAAACGAAUGGCAAUGCUGCUACGGAUGCUGCUAUCGACGCCGUCGAGCGGAAGAUUGCAGUCGUGUUGAAGAUGCAGCUGGGCAGCAGUCAGUAUGCGACGAUGGCUUUGCGGGAGUUGACCAAGGGUGGAGCACUCAACUACAAGCCGGACUACUCUAGCAGAUAG